AUGAGCUCCUCGGGGUCUCCUCUAGUCAAACAUCCAGCGGAUUCAACCGACUACCCUCCGGGUAGGAAACGAGCCAAAUAUACCCAAGUUGCAUGCAACGAGUGUAAACGGCGCAAGCUGAAAUGCACAGGCGAGAGCUCCUGUUUUCGCUGUGUCUGCAAUGGCAUACAGUGUGUAUAUACAUCCAGCAGGCCAUUGACUGAGUCAUCCGAAGCGAAACCAGACUCAAGUAGAAAGCUAAUAAACCACAGGGUCAAUGCUCGCUUCCAAUCUGUUGAUAAAAAAAUGGAGAAGUUGCAAGGAGAAAUGAGGUCGUUGGCGGCUCGAAUCCAGGAGCUGGAGGGGAAGAAGGAGAAAACCCAUGAAGACCUCUCCACCUCAUAUACACAGAUUAGAAACGACCGAGAUCCCAAUGCCACCCCGACUACAGCCCACACCGCGUCGACAGACCCUGGUUCUGCCCUGGACCGGAUCAUGAACCCGCCCAUGUCGCCCACGUUUGUGGGACCGACGAGCGCCGAGUUUGGCCUCGGGCACGGUGUGGUGGGUGGCUCCCAUCGUGCCAGUGACAGUGAUACCGAGACUUGGACGAGCGACGAUGCGUUGGAGACCUGUGGAGAGGAGAAACCCCCCUGCGCGUCGCAGGGCGAGGAUGGAUUGACCUCACCGCCGGACUCGUUGGUGGGCCUCGGCCUUGACGAGGCCCUGCGUCUCGUGCAGGUGUAUGAGGACACGGUCGGGGUUAUGUACCCCUGCGUGGAUCUGGACAGUGUGCGCGGGUACAUGAGAGACUUUUACCGCAACCAUGGUGACCCGACUGCCACGGCGGGCGCGGUGCUUGCCGGGCAGAAGAAGAAGCUCCCCGAAGAGGCCGACUGGUUCUUUGCGCGUGAUGUGCAGGUGCUGAAGAUUAUCCUGGCCAUCGCCUUGCUGAGCGAGUCGCAUGGCCGCAGCGAGCGUGCCGCCCAGCUAGCCAACAGCGUGGAGGACAAGUUCUCGACGAGGAUGAAGGUGGCUACGGUCGAUAUGAAGGAACUCCUGAUUCUGGCUCUUCUCUCUAUCUUUCACUCUUACCGCGAUGACGAGGUCUUUGCGUGGCGCUUGAUCGGAAUGGCUGUGCGAGGCGCGAUGGAGCUCGGUCUCCACUGCCAGGAGGCCUGGUACAAGUACGGAGGCGUCUUUCCUGGUGACUUGCAAUGGACAUGGGCCGUUCAGCUGUGGUGGUGCAUUUACUUGCUGGACCGCAAGUGGUCGUUUGGGACGGGGCUUCCCUUUGCCAUCCAGGACUCGGACAUGGAUGGCAAUCUACCAGAGCCGGUAAGGGCCUCAUCACCUUAUCUCAAAUGCAUGAUCUCCUAUUCCCGCCUGAGCACCAAGAUCUGGAACCUCGUCGUGGGCUGGCACAGCCGCCCCCGCGCAGUGACCACGGACAAUUGUGCGUAUCUCGACUUUCAAGUUCAACAAUGGAUCCAGUCCAUCCCAGCCGAGCUGCGCUUCGAUCCCACUUGGCGGUCGCUGGCUGGGGAGCGGCCGCCGGACAGCCUGAUGACCCUGCAGGUCCUGCUUGCCCUGCAGGCCAACCAGCUGCGCAUCCUAGUCUAUCGGACCAACCUGCUCAGCGCAGAGAGCAUCACGGCCGACGAGACUGCCGCCUCCACCGCGGUCGAAGCAGCCAAGAACACCAUCCAUAUGCUUGACUACUUCAGCCGCGUGGCAGACAUCUACUUCCAUCGUCCAGAACCCUUCAACUACUUCCUCCUCUCCGCGCUCGCCGCCCUCUUCCUGGCCGUCCUGCACGCCCCGGUCCGCUUCACGCACAGCUGCCGUCCGGAGUUCCAUACCGCGGUAGGGAUGGUCCGUCGUUCCUCCACGCGUGCCCGCACCUCCCGCCGUCUACAGAAGAUCAUCCGCGGUCUGAAGCGUAUUCGACUGAACCUGCCUAAACAGUCGGAUAUGCCCGGCAGCAACCACUACAACCAGAGCCAUGAGCACAAUAACAAUCACAACGAUUUACACAUCAUGCCAGAACAACUCAUCCGUCCUUCUUCCUUCUCGUCUCCCAUCUCUCCAACAGCAGAGAAUACAUGUAUAGACUUGACAUCCUUCUUCGAGAUGGCAGGCGAGUAUAUCCUCGACGCACAGCCAGUCUCCGGCCUCCCGCAUAUAGAAAAUACAAACACGCCUGAUUCUUUAGGUGGGCGACCGAAUCUCGAGGCCUUUCAGGCGGAGGAUGAGGCGUUGACGCGAGUUAUGGCUGGAUUACUUUAG
This is a messenger RNA of Penicilliopsis zonata CBS 506.65, 2268 nucleotides long. RefSeq lists its product as hypothetical. Gene Ontology annotation, cellular component: nucleus. The coding region runs from base 1 to 2268 and encodes 755 amino acids. Gene Ontology annotation, molecular function: zinc ion binding; RNA polymerase II cis-regulatory region sequence-specific DNA binding; DNA-binding transcription factor activity, RNA polymerase II-specific. Gene Ontology annotation, biological process: DNA-templated transcription; positive regulation of transcription from RNA polymerase II promoter by galactose. The record is from RefSeq and is a predicted model, not a curated record. The transcript is spliced from 5 exons. NCBI's taxonomy places the organism in Eukaryota, Fungi, Ascomycota, Eurotiomycetes, Eurotiales, Aspergillaceae.